This is a messenger RNA of Staurois parvus, 480 nucleotides long. The record is from the annotation of a GenBank genome assembly. Lineage: Eukaryota; Metazoa; Chordata; Amphibia; Anura; Ranidae.
AUGUGCCACAUUCAGGUCUCCUCACACUGCUGUGUGUUGAAUUUUUUGACAUAGGGUGCUGGCAGAUUACGGGCCUCCCAUAGCUGCUGCCAGGCCCCUAAUCUGCCAUGGGCCCCUAUAUACCGCCUCCUCAUGCUGCUGCCAAGUCCAGAGUCUCUCAUGGGUCCCUGUACGGCCUCCCAUUGCUGCUGUCUCCAUCGCCACACUCUGCCAUGUGCCACUUUCAGGUCUCCUCACACUCCUGCUGGUUUCCAUUUUGUCAUAGGGUGCAGGCAGAUUACGGGCCUCACAUAGCUGCUGCCAGGCCCCUAAUCUGCCAUGGGCCCCCUAUAUAUACCGCCUCCUCAUGCUGCUGCCAAGUCCAGAGUCUCUCAUGGGUCCCUGUACGGCCUCCCAUUGCUGCUGUCUCCAUCGCCACACUCUGCUGCCAUGUGCCACUUUCAGGUCUCUUCACACUGCUGGUGUGUUUAAUUUUUUGAC